AUGGCUGACAAAUUUUAUUCUGGAUCUCCAUCAAGGGGCUCAUCUGCAGGGCUGAACCAAGGCCUAGGUCCAUAUUCGUCUCCGUCAACUCCUCGUCGAAAUAAAAAGAAGGUGGUUUACAGUGAUCGUCAUAUACCCUCCCGAACAAAUAUUGAUUUACAGACCGCCUUUAGUUUGGCAACAACGGAUUAUGCUACUAAUGCAUAUUCUUCAGCCAUAUUAAAUGAAAGCCCUACCAAUAUGACCUCCUCAGUAAAUGAUCCAGAUUUACUGAGAGAAGAAGAGGAAGCCAAUAUGACUUUUGAUUCUGUUUUGAAGACUGAAUUGUUCGGUGAUAAUAUUCCCACUUCCUUCACAAAGAGGAAUAAUACAAGCUCAACUUUAAGCUCAAGACAAGAGACGCCCCCACCCAGAAGUGCUGGAAGUGAUAUGAGCAACACGAAUAACCGGAGGAUGUCAAGUAGUAUCCUGGAUGACGAGGAUUAUGAAGAGGCCAGGACCAGGGAAGAGUUGUUAUUAAGAACACCAAAGAGGAAAACACAGGGCAAUCUUUUCACUUAUCAAUCUCCAAGUAGGACACGCCCCACAUCCUCGUCAAUGAAUGUACAGAAUGAACUAUACUCUAUAUCUCCAGUGAGAGCCGAUACUCAAAGUAUACUUUUAUCCCCACCAAAAAAGACAAGGAAUAUUCCAAAGGUUCCGUAUAGGGUUCUCGAUGCACCUGAUUUGGCCGACGAUUUUUACUUGAAUUUAGUCGAUUGGGGAUCCCAAGAUGUCUUGGCGGUUGGGCUAGGAUCUUCUGUUUAUUUGUGGGAUGGAGCCUCAGGCUCUGUUAAUCAACUUUGUGAUUUAGGGGACAACGAAAGCAUCUGUAGUGUGUCAUGGAUAGGCUCGGGGACCCACGUAGCCAUUGGGACCAAUUCAGGACUUGUCGAGAUCUGGGAUGCUACCAACUGCAAAUGCACUAGGACCAUGACUGGCCAUUCUAUGAGGGCAUCAUCGUUAUCGUGGAACAAACAUAUUCUUUCAUCUGGAUCAAGAGAUCGAUCAAUUUUACAUAGAGAUGUUAGGGAACCCGCUCAUUUCAUGCAAAAGUUGGAACAUCAUAAGCAAGAAGUUUGCGGCCUAACGUGGAACAUAAAUGAAGACAAGUUGGCCUCUGGUGGAAAUGAUAAUAAUUUAAUUGUUUGGGAUGGUCUUAAUACAGAACCUUUGUACAGAUUUACAGAGCACCAAGCCGCUGUUAAAGCAGUUGCUUGGUCUCCUCAUCAGAGAGGUAUCUUGGCAUCUGGCGGUGGUACAGCAGAUCGGAGAAUCAAAAGCUGGGACACAUUAACAGGCAAUAAGGUACAUGAUGUUGAUACAGGAUCUCAAGUUUGUAACUUAAUGUGGUCCAAAAAUUCAAAUGAAUUGGUUUCAACACAUGGUUAUUCACGGAAUCAGAUUGGUAUCUGGAAAUAUAACUCUAUGCAGCAAAUAGCAUCUCUUACUGGCCAUUCUUAUAGAGUCCUAUACCUAUCCAUGUCUCCAGAUGGCCAAACUAUUGUUACUGGUGCAGGUGAUGAAACUUUAAGAUUUUGGAAUGUCUUUGAAAAGACAAAUGGCGAUCAAAAUAGCUCCUCUGUACUAUUAGAUGCAUUUAUGCAAUUGAGAUAA
Molecule: messenger RNA, 1656 nt
Organism: Pichia kudriavzevii
Lineage: Eukaryota; Fungi; Ascomycota; Pichiomycetes; Pichiales; Pichiaceae
Exons: 1
Coding region: 1-1656 (551 amino acids)
Biological process (GO): anaphase-promoting complex-dependent catabolic process; positive regulation of ubiquitin protein ligase activity; positive regulation of anaphase-promoting complex-dependent catabolic process
Cellular component (GO): anaphase-promoting complex
Molecular function (GO): anaphase-promoting complex binding; protein binding; ubiquitin ligase activator activity
Source: RefSeq, a predicted model, not a curated record